GACGAUGGCGACUAGUUUCGAGUGGCCGUGGCAAUACCGCUUCCCUCCCUUCUUCACGUUACAGCCGAACGUAGACACCCGGCAGAAGCAGCUGGCGGCCUGGUGUUCUCUGGUUCUGUCCUUCUGCCGCUUGCACCGACAGUCCAGCAUGACGGUGAUGGAGGCACAAGAAAGUCCGCUUUUCAACAACAACAAGCUGCAGAGGAAACUCCCUAUGGAAUCUAUCCAGAUUGUGUUGGAGGAACUGAGGAAGAAAGGGAACCUGGAAUGGUUGGAUAAGAACAAGUCCAGCUUCUUGAUCAUGUGGCGGAGGCCAGAAGAAUGGGGGAAACUCAUCUACCAGUGGGUUUCAAAGAGUGGCCAGAACAACUCUGUAUUUACCUUUUAUGAACUAACCAAUGGAGAUGAUACCGAGGAUGAGGAAUUCCAUGGGCUGGAUGAAGCCACACUUCUUCGAGCUCUGCAGGCCCUACAGCUGGAACACAAGGCUGAGAUUAUCACUGUCAGCGAUGGCCGAGGGGUCAAAUUCUUUUAAUGGAGUACCUUCCCUUCCCCCUUCCUCAGUUCUCCAAAGGAGACAGACUCUGUCCCCACAGAUUGGAGGGUAGACCCAAUGUAACUUAAAAGAACUUUACAGCUUCCCUCCCCAGUUGUGGGCUGGGAGAACCAUAGGAGAAUUUGGAAAAGAGAAUUCUUCUGUUACCCCACUGUUCUGCUCCAUGAGUGGGUUGAGGUAAUAGCCCCAGAGAGAAAAGAUGUGCCUAAUUUCUCUUCACUCUUUCUACUUCAUUCCAGACUUCAAUGAUCCAGGGUCAGUAAACCCAUAAAAUAUAUAGUCACACAUAUCUAUAGUAGGCAGCAUCUACUGACUUCUCCCUUCAAGUUUAGUCUGGAUUCUCUAAAAGUGGGGUAGGGGUUACAUGGAGGGCCUGGCUGCAGGCAGCACACAGGGCAUCAUAGGAAUAGGAGAUUAGAGAGGGAGAACUGGCAGCUAAGUGCCAGGUAUGGCUCUGAUCUAUGUUAUUAAAGCUGGAGUGUUCAGCUCUCA
Messenger RNA from Gracilinanus agilis (Agile Gracile Mouse Opossum), 1048 nucleotides. RefSeq names its product vacuolar protein sorting 25 homolog (gene VPS25). Gene Ontology annotation, molecular function: protein homodimerization activity; structural molecule activity. The transcript has 6 exons. Lineage: Eukaryota; Metazoa; Chordata; Mammalia; Didelphimorphia; Didelphidae. Gene Ontology annotation, cellular component: ESCRT II complex. Bases 5 to 535 code for a protein of 176 amino acids. The record is from RefSeq and is a predicted model, not a curated record. Gene Ontology annotation, biological process: protein transport to vacuole involved in ubiquitin-dependent protein catabolic process via the multivesicular body sorting pathway.